Molecule: messenger RNA, 1346 nt
Organism: Monopterus albus (swamp eel)
Lineage: Eukaryota; Metazoa; Chordata; Actinopteri; Synbranchiformes; Synbranchidae
Exons: 5
Coding region: 122-1195 (357 amino acids)
Source: RefSeq, a predicted model, not a curated record
GCUGUUGAGGGCAGCAGGAUCAAUGGAUUUAUCCAACAAGUGAAUGAAUAUCUUGUGAUACGAAGCGGCAAUUCCUUUGAUAAACAAACUGUGUUGCAUAUAAACGUUUUCCUGAGGAAUAAUGGGGAACACGCAAAGUUACAUUGUUGUGUCACUCUCUGUAUGUGCCGUUUAUUUAGGUUAUGUAUACAUUUACUGUUCCUAUAAGUUGUUGAAGACGAAUAUUCUCAACAGCGACAGACUUCCUAGUUUUAUUUAUCUUUACAUCAAAUAUUGGACCCGAGCUCUGACUCGGAGAACAGGCUACCUGUACACAACUACAGCAACAAACACGCGUGACGCUGUGUACUCGGUCCUCAAGUGCAGGCUGGAGACUCCCUUGUUGAGGAGCUUCUGCAGUGCAGCAGGCUAUGGUUGGGAUUAUCCAGACAGUGAAUUCAGAGACAUCCCGCUGUGCUUCCCCGAGUUUCUCUGUGCCAGACUGCUGCUUAUGGUGCUCACUGACGAAAACUUCAGGCUCAGCCCAGCAGGUUUGGUUCGUGUGCGUCACAGUUUGAAAAGCCUUCAACCAAUUGAUGAGCUUAAGAAGGGUCCAUUCAUGCUGCAGGUCCAGGUCCUGGAGUACCAGCACAUUGAUGCUGGGGUGGAAGUGGACAUCGGUCUCUCUGCCACUUCUCGUACGGGAUCCCGGGUGUGGGAGAGUGUCCUGACGCUACUGUCCAAAGACGAGCUCCACAAAGGCAACAUGUGCUUCCUCAAGAAUGAAACCAAAAAUGAGCAUCAACCUGACCAACCAGGUGAGAGUGUGGCAGAAAACAUGAAGCAAGUAGAGCUCAGAGUCCCUUGGAGUACUGGCCUGAAGUGUGUAUGGUUGUCCUCUCACUACUCCCCCUACUGGCUCCUCUCUCUGCCUGCAAUGCUCUUUGGCUACAGAUCAUAUAUCACACCAAGUCUCUGGAUGUUUUCUGUCUGCUUGGCUGAAAUAGAAAAGCACAGAGGGGUUGAAGUCAUCACAGCUCCUAUCACCAUCACAGCCCAGUUUAAGGAGCCCCUGUCGGUUCCAGGCAGCGUGAUGAUCGACUUUUGGGAUACUGUCAAAAACGGGGCUCAGUCUCCUGCCCAGGGCCUCAAAUUCCACAUGCGGCAGCAUGGAAGCAAAAUGUCUCACAUGGUGGGGCUGAUUUCUAGGCCUUGAUUUACACAGAGGGUUUGUAUUUGUAGUAUUGAUAAAACAUAACAAAAUACUGAUAUUUUACUUUUCCCCUUUAGUUCUGGUAUGUGUGUCUGUUACCUGCCCACUGUCACCAAGUGCUUGCUCAAGGGGAAUAUGUUCUGUUUUUCUUCUA